Messenger RNA from Zalophus californianus (California sea lion), 6729 nucleotides. It is a transcript of the gene AOAH, whose product is annotated as acyloxyacyl hydrolase. The record is from RefSeq and is a predicted model, not a curated record. Gene Ontology annotation, molecular function: acyloxyacyl hydrolase activity; calcium ion binding. Lineage: Eukaryota; Metazoa; Chordata; Mammalia; Carnivora; Otariidae. Gene Ontology annotation, biological process: lipopolysaccharide catabolic process; negative regulation of inflammatory response. The coding region runs from base 406 to 2433 and encodes 675 amino acids. The transcript is spliced from 23 exons.
UUCCAGCAAGCCUCGAGGUUCCCCCGGCUUCUGACUGACUUCAGCUGGCGAGCACAGAAGGGCACGUUGUUGCUGCUGCUGCCACCUGGGUUUGUCCUUUCGCUGCAGUUUUUAACUCAAAAAACCUGCCUCCUAGGGACUCCUCGAAGCUCUUUCCGGGCGCAGGCGUCAGGCGCUCUCGCGCUCUCUCUCAGGGUUCUGCAAGAGGAAGGAGUGGGUCUGUGAGUGUUUGUAUGUUUUUCUAGUCCCUUCACACGUAUGAAAAGUGUGUAUAUGUGAGAGUGUGGGGAGUGUGUGUAGAGGGGGUCAAAGAACAGAAGAGAAGCUUCCGUGGCCCUGGCUUCAGCGUCCCUUGGUGGGCAGCCUCUGUAGCCAGGCUGGUCCCUCCUGGUGCACGGGUCUGAGAUGAAGUCCCUCUGGAAUAUCCUUUUGGCGACAACCCUGUGCUUACUCCUGCCCCUUCACAUGUCGGCCUCUCCAGCCUCUGACGACCAGCCCAGCGCCAGAUACUCCAAUGGCCACACCUGUGUAGCCUGUGUGGCGGUGGUAUCGGUGAUUGAACAGCUUGCCCAAGUUCACAACUCCACGGUGGAGGCCUCAAUGGAGAGACUCUGCAGCUACUUGCCUGAAAAGCUGUUCUUGAAGACCACCUGCUAUUUAGUGAUAAGAAUGUUUGGACCGGACCUCAUUAAACUGCUUAGCACAGAUAUGAACGCUGAUGUGGUGUGUCAUACCCUGGAGUUUUGUAAGCAGGACCCUGGCCAACCAUUGUGUCAUCUCUACCCGCUUCCCAAGGAGCCGUGGAAAUUUACACUAGAGAAGGCGAGACAGAUUUUGAAGAAAUCCCCAACUCUGAAACAUACCAGAAGUAGUCCUGAUGUUUGUUCCCUCCCAUUUUUGGCCAAGAUCUGUCAGAGGAUUAAAUCAACUAUAGAAAAUUCUGUGCCAUUCAAAGAUGGAGAUUCAGACAAAUACAGCAUUUUCCCAACACUGAGGGGCUACCACUGGCGAGGGAGAGACUGCAAUGACAGCAACAAGAUGGCAUACCCGGGCAGAAGGCCAGACAACUGGGAUAUACAUGAAGAUUCAAACUGUAAUGGCAUUUGGGGUGUUGAUCCAAAAGAUGGAAUUCCAUAUGAGAAGAAGUUCUGUGAAGGUUCACAGCCCAGGGGAAUCAUUUUGCUGGGAGACUCAGCUGGGGCUCAUUUUCGCAUCUCUCCCGAAUGGAUCACAGCUUCACAGAUGUCUUUGCCAGUUCCUGAGGAGAUCAGCCUCCCUGAGCCAGAUGUCCCACCCAGCUGGGCUUACUCCAGGGCUGUGAGGGUAUCCCCGCAUCUGAAGAGGCAGCCUCACCGACUUCACCCCCCUCAUGCUGAUCUUCCCUGCAGGGGCCAAAGCCAGCUCUUGAAAGAGUCUGGCUUACUGGAAGAGUCUGUCCCCCUAAGAAACUUCUGGUGCCUCUGGUUCUUCUGCACCAUACCCCUGACUCCCAAUAGUUACGGUGAACUUAUAAUUCGUUGUCCAAACCUGAGAAAAGAGGGAUCACUACUGAAAUCCUUCAUCAAUUUACCAAUAGCUCUUACCAAUGAGCUCGACUGGCCCCAACUCUCUGGUGCUACUGGGUUUCUGGACUCCAUUAGUGGAAUUAAAGAAAACUCUAUUUACCUUCGAUUAUGGAAAAGAAACCACUGCAAUCACAGAGACUACCAGAAUAUUUCAAGAAAUGGUGCAUCUUCCCAAAACCUGGAGAGAUUUCUAGAAACUUUGUCUAGGAACCAACUGUUGGACCAUCCAGCCAUCGUCAUAUACGCCAUGAUUGGAAAUGAUGUCUGCAAGGGGAAAGUUGACCCAGUCGCAGCAAUGACCACUCCUGAGAAAUUAUACUCCAGUAUCAUGCAGACUCUGAAGCAUCUAAAUUCCCACCUGCCAAAUGGCAGCCAUGUUGUUUUAUACGGCUUACCGGAUGGAACAUUUCUCUGGGAUAAUUUGCACAACAGAUAUUAUCCUCUUGGCCAGCUAAAUAAGGAUGUGACCUAUGCACAUUUCUACUCCUUCCUGAACUGUCUCCAGGUCAGCCCCUGCCACAGUUGGAUGUCCUCCAACAAGACGCUCCGGACUCUCACUUCAGAGAGAGCAAAACAACUCUCCAAUACACUGAAAAAAAUUGCAACCAGCCAGAAAUUUACAAACUUUGAUCUUUUCUACAUGGACUUAGACUUCCAAGAAGUCGUAGACGAGUGGCGGAAGAGAGGCGGGCAGCCCUGGCAGCUCAUUGAACCAGUCGAUGGAUUCCACCCCAAUGAGGUGGCUUCACUGCUAUUGGCAGAUCACUUCUGGAAGAAGGUGCAGCUCCAGUGGCCCCAGCUUCUGGGAAAGGAGAAUCCAUUCAACUCUCAGAUUGAACAGGUGUUUGGAGACCAAGGGGGCCACUGAGUGCCUCCAGGAUAUGCACUCCUGGAAAGCUCAGGGAGGCAAGAACUUGGCUAAAGUCAUUCAACAAAUGGUUAUGGGGCUGCCAUUUUGCAGGCCCAUAGGACCCUCUUCAGCAGCAACUUUGCAAAGUGCUUUUCUCUCAUUCUGGAGUCUAUCUGAAUGACAGCGUGAUUCUGAGUGUUUCAGGGAGCAGUUCCCUCCAUUUGUCCUUCAAAUCACCUUUAAUAAAGUGUUGUGGAUGCCAUUCCAAGCAGAGAGAUAAUCUGUGCCCUUUAAUAGCUAAUUGUUCUGAAAACAAAUUCGAAGUCCAGCAAUGCUCGGCAACCUAGCCAGGGUCUUGGUGCGCCAGGACUGAGCCUCAGUCUGUUGCUGCUUCUCUAAGAUGGCCAGAAAGCUGGGACUGCCCCUGGGAAGGCUGUCGGCUGGCUGCCAAGGAUUCUCACGAGAGAACACAAAACUAGGAACACAAAAUUAGGUACAAACUUGAAUGUUUGUUUAGAACGAGAAAACAAAUCACAACAAAUGACAAAUUCUUUAAAGUUGACAAAUAGCAUAAGCCCCACAAAAUCCCGAUGAUUGAAAAAAACAUGACAAUUUGUCUUUCUUUAAAAGGUUUUCUUACAUUCUUUGGCUGCAUAAUCUCAUCAUCUUUUCCCUUAACAAUGAUUUGGUGAUAUCAUGGUCUACAGAAAAGACAGAAGAGUAAAAUGUGUUGCUUUUUAUUGAUAAUUUAGAAGAGUUUCUUUCAGCUGCAUAACUCGUUGGUAAAGUCAUGUGAAUUUUUAGAAUUGUUGUCAAAUUGGGAGGACCUCUAUCAAAUCUCUUUUGAGUGAGAGUUAUUAGAGACGCAUUCCCUAUUUGGAGUAUUUUUAAUGUUUUGUGUGCAUAUAAACCCGGGAAUUCUGGUAAAUUCUAUUGCACACCAUUCUCAUUGGUAUGUCCCCUCCCUUGCCCCUCUCUGAGGCAGCCAUGGAUUUUUGGGGUCAGUGGGUGUAUGUCCAGACCCACAUCGUGUUGCCAGCACCCCACCUUACAUGGGCACAUCUUCCUACAGUCUGCCCUCAGGAGCUUGCUUGACACAGCCCAGAGGUAUGGAGCAGUUCCACCCCAGGGGCCCCAGGAGCCGGUGAAUAAAUGCACCAGCCUCUUCCUUUCAUGGUCAGUUUGGGGAAGGCAUUCAGUGUGCUUCUCAGGGGCAGAAUCAGCCCCUUUGUUCGUGGCAACAAUACCUUCCAUGGUGCUUCCUUCUACUCUGUGUCACUCUCCUUGGCCCCUCAUUCCUGCUCUCUGGGAUGCUUCCCAAAUAAACCACCUGCACCUAAGUCUUUGUCUCAAUAAAGACAAAACUAAAAUGAUGGUGUGUGCAUAAUUGUGUAGGCUUUAUUAUUGAACAUAUUCCUGAUAUGAAGAUACUUCUGUUUCAACUAGGCACCAAUGCAAACCAAACCACCCACUCAUGUACACCGUCCAUUGCCAUGGACCAGCUUCUGGCUUUGUGCAUUUUAAACCUUGUUUCUCCUCUGUGAUACACUGCUUCCCACGCUGGGAGCUGUAGGAUACUUUCAUACUGUGAUCCGCCCAUUGUAACCAUCCUGGAAGUCACCCAGCUGUGCACAGAAAUGACUGCAAACUACAUAAAUAUUUCCACGUAAUCCCACCCUAAAUGCCCCAAAAUUCUCACGGCUAGCUCACAGCUACCAGAUAGAAAAGAAAGUACUCAGAGAAAAAGCAAUGUGUUUAAAAUAUCCAACUUUUGGAAAUUUUAGAAAACGUGUGAACGUAUUGCUUGGGCCCCUUCCAAGGCUUUGGAAGGGACCCUAAAGUUAAUCUGUUUUAGACUUUUGGUCAAUCCACCUCGGCUGACAAAAUUAAUUUGCCAGAUUGUGUGUGAGUUCCGUUUUUUAGGGGCCAAAACACUUAAAAUGUUGUCGACCCAUUAAUUUCUGUCACCUGGAAAGAACCCUUGCUUCAGCAUGACAAGGACAUGGCCUGGGGCGGUGGCUCAGCAGGGGACCAACAUGCCAUCAGGAGGCUGCUUGUUUCCAGCAGGAAAUAUAAAUGAGGAGAGCGCAUUGGAGAAUAUGAGGUGUGGAGGUGUGGGACUGUGGAAAUCUGGUAUGUCUGUCUCCUCCUGAGGGAUGUGUCCACUAACAGGGUCUUGGUAAAUACAUUACUGGUUUUGGUGUUCCAAUAUCUCAUGUUAUGUUUAAGCACCAAAAUACCAAUACUUGUCAUAGUGUUGUUUUAUUAUUGUUUUUUUUUUGAAUCUGAAAUCAUAAUCAUUUAGUCUCAAGACAUACCCAGAGAACACUGCACUAAAAUUUUGUAUUCCUUUAGAAAGAAUUCUAUUUAUUUAAUCCUCACUCUGUUUAAGAUGCUUUCAAGUUACUUUAUUGCUAUUCUAAUUUCUACUUCCCAGACUACUUGUGAAGCUGAUAAUCUCAUGUUCCUUUUGCUGUUGUUGGGGCAUAGAGAAUUCAUUUUAGGCCUAGUCAUUUUCCAGAAGGCCCUGAGGGACUAGAGUUGUUUUAAAAGUGUGGAGUGUAUAGGGAGAUUCAGAAAGUACAGGGAAGAGUUUCCCAGACUGAAUCAUCCUGCGACCAACCACCUCCAUUCUCCCCGCCGCCCCCAGAAGUCAUCUCUGUCCCGGCCACUUUUCCCUGUUCAUAUUCUCUUAGGGAUGAAAAUCCCCACGUUGGGGAAUAGUUUCACCAGUAUCAUAUUUCCCCUCCCCUACUUGAACAAGUUCAGGUGGGGAGGCUGACAGGCCCUCACCCUGAGCCCUGACCUCACUCCUGGGGCAUGGUAUCCCAAAAUCGAAGGGUGGGAGAGGAUGGUGCUCCCAUCUCAUUUUUUUUUUUAAUAAAACACCAAUAGUGCACAAAGUAAGUACUAAAUACCACUAUUGUCUCCUCGAGAACUGGAGUCCAAGGCCAGGCCUUCACCCCAGGGCCAGGAGCCCCUGGGUGAGGCGAGUCCACUUCUGCCUCCAUCUUUACACUCCACACCAAUCCAGACACAUUCCUUCUUUGAGAUUCAACCACAUGUUUCUCUCUGGCUUAGGGAUAUUCCGUCCCUAUAAGGCGCUUUGUGUACUUCUCAUAACGUCCACGUGUCCAGAAUUUACAAGAUAGCUGACCAGGACAGCUUUUAUCUUGGAUUUCUGUACUGGUAGUAGUUCUUGAGAGCCUGUCUUCAGCCUCCAUGUUUUCAGAAUCAUAGCAUGUGAGUGCUAGCCUCUGAGAGGCACAUGAAGGACUUUUCUAGGGGGACUCACAUCCCUCUCCAUCUCCUUCCCCCAUUCCUGCAGUGGCCUCCUGAUGAAAUGCACCAGAAGAGAUGCUCCAGGAGAUAAGAACCUGGCCAGGAUAAGAACCUCCUGUAUCUACAGCCUUACAACAAUGCCUGGCCAACAAGAGAUGCUCAUGCUGCCCGAGAGGAUCCCAAAGUGGCUUGGCCAAACCUACCAGAGAGGUAUUGGCACCAUCCUCUGGUAAAACUGAAAACUGCAAGUGUACUUGAACAACCUUCAGCUGUUCCAAACUCAGACCUUAAACCAGAGAGGUCAUUGACCCCCCAGCCAGUGUUGCUUCUUCAAGUGCUGCCCUCCUUCCAGAAUAUCUAUAAUCACACUGGUGGACUGAGACAUCCGUCAAGUUUAUGCAAGAAGAAAACUCACAUGAAAAAAGUUUCAUAAAGAACUAGUUUAUGGGGCACCUGGGGGGCUCAGGUUAAGCGUCUGCCUUCAGCUCAGGUCAUGAUCCCAGGGUCCUGGGAUCGAGCCCCAUGUGGGGCUCCCUGCUCAGCAGUGAGUCUGCUUCUCCCUCUGCCUGCCCCUCCCCCCUGCUUGUGUUCUCUCUUUCUCUCUCUCUGUCAAAUAAAGAAAGAAAAUCUUUUAAAAAAGAACUAAUAGAUAAGAAUUAAAACCCCCAUAUGUAUACUCCCUAGUCCCAACAUUCAAUACUUAUAAUCCUUUCACUCUGCCUCAGAAAACUUUAAAUAGCAUUUAAUAUAUUAACUAAAUAAUAAAGACACAAAUAUUUUGAGUCAUCAUUUUCAGCAAGAAAAUGUUGCCUUUGGGUUCGAUGUGAGAAUUAGGGAGAUCAGAAAAGCUGUGGCAACCGUGGAAAUAAUACAAGACCACUCAGAUGAGAAGAGGCAAAGGGGCCUUACUUGGGGAUUGCUACAGCAAGGGGGCCAGCUACCAUCACGUGUGUUGGCAGAGGGAUGGGACAGCUCUACGGUGGGAAAAAGGGAGGGCUUAGGUGUGCCCUGGUUGGAGGCUGUAGGCAGGCC